ACCCACACCCACAUAUACCCCACUGGAGGUCCACAACAGAUCAUUUGUACCCUGGACCACCAUGGACCCACGCGACGUUCUGCUUGUUUUGCUAGUGAGUGCCACCUCAGUCCAAGUUUCUCUUCAAGGUGAACAUGAGGCAAGACUGUACAAGCAGCUGUUGGGGAACUACAAUAAACUGGUGAGACCAGUCGCCAAUGAGUCUCAGACGCUCAUGGUCGAAGUCGGCCUAAACCUCAUGCAAAUCAUGAAUGUGGAUGAGAAGAACCAAGUGUUGACAACCAAUAUUUGGUUUGAAAUGAACUGGAAUGACAAGAUGCUGCAGUGGGACCCAUCUGAGUUUAAUGGAGUGUCCUCUGUGAGAUUUCCUUCUCAUCUCCUUUGGAAGCCAGAUGUUGUCCUUUAUAACAGUGCAGAUGAACGAUUUGAUGCCACCUUCCAUACCAAUAUUUUGGUGCGCUCCUCGGGAGACUGUAUUUACCUACCUCCAGCGAUCUUCAAGAGCACCUGCUACAUCGAUGUCCGCUGGUUCCCCUUUGACAUCCAGAAAUGUGACCUCAAAUUUGGUUCCUGGACUUACGAUGGCUGGUCUGUCAACUUGACCAUGUCGGAGGCAGACAUAAGUGGCUACGUCACCAAUGGAGAGUGGGACCUUGUUGAGGUUACAGUAAAGAGGGAAGACCAAAUCUAUCCGUGCUGCCCGGAGCCAUAUCCCAACGUCAAGUACACCAUAGUGAUGCGCAGACGGACCCUCUUUUAUGGACUCAACCUGCUGAUCCCCUGUAUCCUGAUCUCCAUGCUGGCGUUGCUUGUCUUCCUGCUGCCUGCGGACUCGGGAGAGAAGAUCUCACUUGGAAUCACAGUACUGCUCGCCCUGACCGUCUUCAUGCUGAUCGUUGCGGAGAUUAUGCCGGCCACAUCGGACUCAGUACCUCUAAUAGCGCUGUACUUUGUCACCACCAUGGUCAUUGUUUCCAUUUCCAUAAUUGCCACAAUUGUGGUCUUACAAUUUCACCACCAUGACUCUGAUGGAGCCAGGAUGCCAAAGUGGGUACGUGUCUUCCUCCUGGAUUGGUGUGCCUGGUUUCUGCUCAUGAAACGUCCAGAUGAGGACAAAAAGAACCCGCAGAACAGUCUGAACGGCAUAGACACUAAGGCAGGUGUUCCAUCCUCCACCAAAGAUGAGGAUCAGGCUUUCCUCCCCAAAGGUCAAAGCUGCGCAGCUGACAGCGAGGAGCCAGAUCUCGUCAAGAUCCUAAACGAAGUGCGCUAUAUCGCCAGGCGCUUCCGUGUGCAGGAUGAUGGAAAGAGGGCGGUAAACGACUGGAAAUUUGCCGCGGCUGUAAUCGACCGUCUCUGCUUUGUGAUUUUCUCGCUGGUCAUUAUCCUCAGCACCUUAAGCAUUCUUAUGUCGGCACCAAACUUUCAUAAUGCCGUAUCCAAAGAUGCUUUCGCUUGAGAACUUAGUCAGAAAAUAGACUACAAGAUGCCCAUCAUUUACCUUAAAGGCCUACUGAACUUAUAUUUUCUUAUUUAAACGGGGAUAGCAAGUCCAUUCUCUGUGUCAUACUUGAUCAUUUCGCGACAUUGCCAUAUUUUUGCUGAAAGGAUUUAGUAGAGAACAUCGACGAUAAAGUUCGCAAAUUUUAGUCGCUAAUAAAAAAGCCUUGCCUGUACCGGAAGUAGCAGACAAUAUGCGCGUGUGACGUCACGGGUUGUGGAGCUCCUCACAUCCUCACAUUGUUUACAAUCAUGGCCACCAGCAGCAAGAGUGAUUCGGACCGAGAAAGCGACGAUUUCCCCUUUAAUUUGAGCGAGGAUGAAAGAUUCGUGGAUGAGGAAAGUGAGAGUGAAGGACUACAAAAAAAAAGUAGACGGCAGAGCCAUUCAGAUGUUAUUAGACAAAUUUACUAGGAUAAAUCUGGAAAAUCCCUUAUCUGCUUAUUGUGUUACUAGUGUUUUAGUGAGAUUAUAUGGUCGUACCUGUGCAACCUGAAAGUCGGAGGGGUGUGGUGACCGCCAGUGUCUCCGAGGGAAGCCACGUUUCUCGACGAGGCGAAAGCAGCCGUUGGGGCUGGGCUGAGAUUUUUUUUUUUUUUUCCUCCUCCACGGUGAAAGCAUCCGACGGUCGGGGGCGGCCGGUGAGAGGGGGCAAUAGAGUCGCAGCUACCUCUUCGACAGGUGCAGGAGGAACGACGCAAGCUCUCCGCUCAUGUCUACGGUAAGAGCAGACUUAUUACUACCAUUUUCUCACCGAAACCUGCCGGUUGACAUGUGGUCGGGAACCAUGUUCGCUUGACCAAUCUGUUCCAUAGUAAAGCUUCACCGUUAUCUUUCAGGAAUGUAAACAAGGAAACAACACAAACUGUGUUUGUGUUGCUACAGUUUGUGUUGCUAAAGGCGGCCGCAAUACACCGCUUCCCACCUACAUCUUUCUUCUUUGACGUCUCCAUUAUUAAUUGAAAAAAUUGCAAAAGAUUCAGCAACACAAAUGUCCAGAAUACGUGACGUCACGCGCACGCAUUGUAGAGGACAUUUCCGCGUGAAAUUUAACAUUUCAAUUUAGUAAACUAAACCGGCCGUAUUGGCAUGUGUUGCAAUGUUAAUAUUUCAUCAUUGAUAUAUAAACUAUCAGAUUGCGUGGUCGGUAGUAGUGGGUUUCAGUAGGCCUUUAAAAACAGUUUGCGAUACCGUAUUUUGUAGUCUAUUAUGUAUGAGACUUGCGUAUCACCAAAUAUUGUAAUUCUCAUCUUGCAGUGGCAUUGCAUGCAUUUGAAUAUUUGUCCUAAACUUUGCCUUCUGUAUAACAAAAUAAUACUCUAUUUACCACAACUGUAAACCACCUCAGUUUCAUUAUUUUCUAACGAAUAUGUAAACAAAUUAAAUUACAAAGCAUUGCUAACCAAGAAUAUUUUAUGUUUAAUCACUGUUUUAUGUUUCUACUAAAAGUGCAUCCAUACACUGUACACUUGUGUAUCUCUCUUUCUGCUUGAUAGUACUUAAAAUAAAACUGUUGCAACAUGCAACUUUAUUGAUA
Messenger RNA from Nerophis ophidion (straightnose pipefish), 3037 nucleotides. RefSeq names its product neuronal acetylcholine receptor subunit alpha-7-like. Gene Ontology annotation, biological process: chemical synaptic transmission; monoatomic ion transmembrane transport; signal transduction. The transcript has 11 exons. Gene Ontology annotation, molecular function: transmembrane signaling receptor activity; acetylcholine-gated monoatomic cation-selective channel activity. The coding region runs from base 62 to 1459 and encodes 465 amino acids. Gene Ontology annotation, cellular component: neuron projection; postsynaptic membrane; synapse. NCBI's taxonomy places the organism in Eukaryota, Metazoa, Chordata, Actinopteri, Syngnathiformes, Syngnathidae. The record is from RefSeq and is a predicted model, not a curated record.